GCGCCGACGACAUCACCGCUUGGACGACUGAUUGCUUGCCUUUGAAGCUGUCUGUAAGAAAAAAUUCAUCUCUUGGUACCGUCUUCGAAGGCAUCGAGCUGCCAGGAUGGCGUACAAUCCUUAUGGAGCAUCGCCGUUCGGGCGUCCUCCUGGAUUUGGAGCCUUCCCAGGCCAGAGCGGUACGCCACCCGGCAUGGGCCCUCCUCCAGGAAUGGGUCCUCCACCAGGCAUGUCCGCGCCAGGUACGGCUCCUCCUCCCGGCGUACAGCAAGCCAACAGUACACAGGGCACCCGCCCCAGCGGGCUCCCAGCUAGCUUCCAAGGCCCGCCCAAUAUGCCCAAUAUCAACUUCUCGGCCCCUGUCAUCAGACUCGGUACAGGCCCGUCGAAACCUCAGCCCAUGGCCGCGGGUGGUAGGAGAGAGAGCCAGGAUCCGAUGUCUGCGAGUGGACGACCGGGACUGGGUAUGGAGAGGGGAAUGGAGGCACAGAGGCAGGCGUUGAGGGAGAGCAUGAUGUCUUUGGUUCCGCCCACGAAGGAGGAGAUUGUGCGCACCAUAUUCGUUGGUGGUAUUACCGAAGGAUGUGGUGGCGACGACGGCAUUGAGCGGUUGUUGGGCACCGCUGGACGGCUACGCAGAUGGGAUCGAGCUGUCGACGCAAAUGGGAAGCAGUGCUCGUUUGGAUUUGCGCAAUAUGACGAUGCGGAAAGUCUUUCCACGGCUGUGGACGUUCUGAAGGAUAUUGAGAUUCCGACCAAGAGACAGCCCCCGAGUGAUGGUGUCAAGAAGGAAGACGAUGAUGAUAAGAAGAUUGAGAAGAGCAAGCUGCUGGUCUUCGUUGACGACAACUCGCUCAAUUAUCUGGAGAACUGGCAGUCAAAUCGAGCUGAGGAUCCUUCUGUGGAGCAGGCGAGAUUGGAUGCUGCACGAUCUGGUCUCAGGGCUGCUAUCUACGAACUGUUUCACCCCCCUAUGUUUGUCAAGAUGGAUGAGGGAAGCGAAGAUGUCACAAUGCAGGAUGCAGAAAGGGGAGAUAACGUUGAGGUUGUCAAUAUACCUCUAGCUGUGGAUGACGAACUGGCCGAUAUUCCAGCUGAGAUGCGAGAAACAGUUGCUCAAGAGAUUGCUGCUUUCAGAGAUCGCAGUAAUAGGAGAGAUAUGGAGCGGCUGAAGCGAGAAGAGGAAAUGGAGGCUUUGGAACGACAGCGUAAUGGUGCACCACGACCGUCGAGACUUGCUUCACCUGGACCGCAAAUACCUAAUGGACCCGCGGCUGGCACGAACAACAUCCCUCUUGGACCUCGAGGCGUACCGAACGCUCCUUCAGGACCGAAAUUACAGGCUUCUCAAACCGCAUAUUCUACGAUUCCAAGAGACUAUCAGCAGGGGGUUAAGUUUGUAAAUGGCAGUGGUAUCAAUGGAGCUGCAAGCGGAGAUGUCUGGAUCAAUAGGGAAGAGGAAGAUGACUCUGCCAGUGAUGAUGAACUUGAACGUCGACGAAUUGCGAAGCGAGAGUCGGAGCAGGAGAAGCUAUACCUGGACCAAGAACGCCGUUGGCUCAAUCGGGAACGGUCUCGGACCGCUGCCGUCAACCGUGAAAAGGAACGAGAAGACGAAGAUGAUACCAAUCUGAAUGCGGAGAAAGAGAAGAUGGCUCAACGACUUGCGGACUGGGACGAUGAUCUUGAGUCUUCGAGGAAAACAAAUGAAUAUUAUUCUGACCGAAGCAUGUGGAUUCGAAAUCGUGCUGUCUUCCGAGCUCGCGAGUCAGCAGCUGAUGACCGGGAUCGUAUUGCUGAGCAGAAAGAACGACAGCGUGAUCAGGCAGACAAGGAGCAAGCUCGUGGCAUGGCUGAUUCGUUCCUCGAUCGUCAAGCGGAAGAACUUGAAUCGAGAGCCAGCACUGGUCGUGCUCAGCAACCAUUCAAGCUUUCACUUGGUGCAGCUGCACAGAAGGUUCAGAAAGAAAAAGCUGUCGCUCCACGCAGAACAGUUGCCGAAGUCGAAGGCCUACUUGAGGAUGAAGAAGAGGCUGAGAAGACUACCAAGCGCACUCUUAUUCCUAUCGAAUUUGAUCCUGCAACUUCUUCUGCUCAUAUGACCGACGAAGAAAGAGAUCAAGCCGUGCAUCGCCUCGCUCAGGAAAUUCCCGUCGACAAGGACGGUCUCUGGGCUUGGGAUGUCAAGUGGGAAUUUGUGGAUGAUGUAGUUAUCGUGGAGAAGUUGAGACCUUUCGUGGAGAAGAAGAUUGUGGAGUAUCUGGGUGUCCAGGAGCAACUGUUGGUGGAGGUUGUGGAGGAGCAUCUUAGGACGAGGGGCAAGCCGCAGGACUUGGUAGAGCAGUUGGAGGGGGCUUUGGAUGAAGAGGGUGUAUCUCUGGUCAAGAAGCUUUGGCGGAUGAUGAUUUUCUUUUCGGAAAGUGAGAAGAGGGGCCUCACUGCUUAAGUGGUGAUCUAGUCCAUAGCCAGUAUCACAGCACAUGCAGGGGCACCUUGGGCGUUGCGAAGAUGAUUCUCUCGAAAACCAAUUCUUCGAUGUGUACCAAAAUCAGGGAGUUCCAGGGACACAGAUCAUGCUUGAUGGGAGGUUGGUAUGCCACAUAGUCUGCAUGCUACAAUAUCACGUCCAAGAGCAUCAGCUUUCAAUGUACAACAUAAUCACAAAAGCGCCGCUUUGAUUGUCCG
This is a messenger RNA of Hyaloscypha bicolor E, 2685 nucleotides long. RefSeq names its product U1 snRNP-associated protein-like protein Usp107. The record is from RefSeq and is a predicted model, not a curated record. NCBI's taxonomy places the organism in Eukaryota, Fungi, Ascomycota, Leotiomycetes, Helotiales, Hyaloscyphaceae. Gene Ontology annotation, cellular component: spliceosomal complex. Gene Ontology annotation, biological process: mRNA processing. The transcript is spliced from 4 exons. Bases 107 to 2446 code for a protein of 779 amino acids. Gene Ontology annotation, molecular function: mRNA binding.